Carassius carassius (crucian carp) is the source of this 1152-nucleotide messenger RNA. RefSeq names its product CMP-N-acetylneuraminate-beta-galactosamide-alpha-2,3-sialyltransferase 1-like. The transcript is spliced from 7 exons. Gene Ontology annotation, molecular function: beta-galactoside (CMP) alpha-2,3-sialyltransferase activity. Lineage: Eukaryota; Metazoa; Chordata; Actinopteri; Cypriniformes; Cyprinidae. The record is from RefSeq and is a predicted model, not a curated record. The coding region runs from base 165 to 1139 and encodes 324 amino acids.
CAUCAGCAGAGUCUUAACAUACACUUUAGGUCUAAAAAACUAAGCUUUGACACUAUGCCAGUCUGUUGAUGAGUCUGUGGAAUACACCUUCAGGAAUUCUUCUAUAGUAGGUCUGUAAUACUUCAGUUUAAAGUGGCAAAACCUCCAACAUCACUGACGUAAAGAUGGGGUUUUUACCACUGAAACAUCAGCGCUACAUUACCGCAAUCCUGAGCUCCACUAUCAUCUUGUUACUUCUGUACUUUCAAAACUCUCUGUUGGUUUUCAACUAUGGUUCUUAUGGUUUUCUAUCUGAGAGCUCUCCAUGUGCUUGCCAUAUCUGUGUGGCAGACAGAGGAAAUAGUAACUGGUUCAGUGAGCGAUACGACCCCAACGUACCAAUUCUGCUCAACAGCAACAACAGUGUAUUGAGUGCAAAUGUCUCCAGGUGGUGGAAGGAGCUACAAUCAAAUGCCGGCAACUACACAAAGGUGAUGGAUCAGUUGUUUUCUCUCUUCUCUGAUGAAGAGCACUACUCAGACACCAGUCCAGAUCGCUGCAGAACCUGUGCUGUGGUGGGCAACUCUGGGAACCUGCUGGGAUCCAAUUACGGGCCUCUCAUAGAUUUCCAUGAAUUUGUAAUAAGGAUGAAUAAAGGCCCGACAGAAGGAUAUGAGAAGGAUGUAGGGACAAAGACGACUCACCGGACUGUGUAUCCCGAGAGCGCCAUGGACUUAGACAACUCCACCCAUCUAGUACUUCUUCCCUUUAAGAUUCUGGACAUUCAAUGGCUCAUCAGUGCCUUCACCACUAAAAACAUCACACAAACAUAUGUACAAGUGCCGUCUACAAUCAAAGCAAAUAAGGACAAGGUGAUGAUCCUCCACCCAGAAUUCAUAAGAUAUGUCUAUGAUAACUGGGCAGAAGGGCAUGGCAGAUACCCAUCCACUGGUUUCUUAACACUGAUAUUCGCUCUUCACAUCUGUGAUGAGGUGAGUGUGUUUGGGUUUGGAGCUACGAGUGAUGGAAUCUGGCAUCAUUAUUUUGAUAAAACAUUGACUUCAUAUGAGAUCGGCGUUCAUGCUGGAAAAUUUGAAAAUGAAACAAUUAAUCGGCUUCAACAGGAAAACAAGAUUUUGAUUCACAUGGGUUGGCCAUGAAGCAGAAACACUC